UUUCCACCUAUAUCCCCUUCCGGGACCUCUACGGAUCCCUAACGGGUCCCUCCAUCGUUCUUCCGCGAUGGACUUGGGAUACUCUCUGUCCCAUCAGCGGGUAGUAUUGGACAUAGCCUUGGCGGGCAUCCUCACAGGGACAGCGUAUCUGACGAUCAACCCGACCAGUCCAUCGCUUCGAACCAUUUACCUUCAUGCGUCACCAUUGUUACAAAUACGAUCCAUCACGCUCUCUUCUCCACCUUCUCUCCUUCCCACUCCGGCAUCUUAUACCCUCUCUCAGCCCUUUCAGGCGUUGCGCGAGGGUUCAGUGAAUGCCAAAUCACAUACAGAGAUCAAGCGAAAGACAUGGGCUGCUCAAGGCGAGAGGGACGAGGGAGAGCUGGCCAUCUCUGUGUCUGGCGGAUGGAUACGAUUGAUUCAAGGACAAGGAGAUACAAUGACUCUAGCUCCGAUAGAGAUCCAGAUUGAUUAUCGAUUGAAUCUUGGCGGCGAUGUCGUGGAAGGGAUCGUUUUUGAGCGGGAUCACAUGUAUCUCUCGCCAACAGCUUACAAUGCCGCACGAAUCUGGACUCCUUGUGUCGACAGUCUCUGGGAACGAUGCACAUGGGAACUCGAAUUCAUUGUCCCGGCAAGGGUGGAUGAUGCCGACUUCAUAGUCGUCAGCAGCGGAGAACUCAUAGAGCAGACCACUCACCCUCACUCACCGUCAAAGACCAUCUUCUACUACCUCCAGUCGACCCCGACAUCGGUCCAGCAUAUCGCCUUCGCAGCUGGACCAUUCCAGACCCUCACCAUUGCUGAGGCUCCCAAGCCCAUUCUCGGAUUUUGCCUACCAGGAGAUCUCGACCAGCUGACUCACUCCACCGCUUUCCUUCCCCGCGCGAUGACAUUCUAUUCGACAGAGUAUGGUUCGUAUCCUUUCACCGAAUACAAGGUGGUUUUUGUCGGCUCUCCUCGCAUCCCCUGCUUUACUAGCGCCACCCUUUCAAUCCUGUCGUCUGAUCUCUUGCAUCCGCCAUCUGUGAUCGAUCAAGCGAUCGAAACCCGACAGAUCUUGUCACUCGCACUGAUACAGCAGUGGGUGGGAAUCAACAUCAUCCAGCGGACUGUCUCUGAUACUUGGGUCAUUCACGGACUGGCCCUUUAUCUUCAAUCAUUGUUUCUCAAACAUCUCCUUGGCACAAACGAAUAUCGGUUCAGGCUGAAGCGGGACAUCGACCGAUGUGUCAGACUGGAUCAAGGAGAUCGUUGGCCAAUAUGCAUGCCGGGUCAGCUAGAUGCGCCAGACAUUGGGUUUAUCAACCUCAAAGCUCCGCUCGUCAUGCACAUCCUGGAUCGUCAUCUAGCGAAGGCGGGCACCUCACUGGGUCUGGCCAGAGUCAUACCGCGAAUCUUCCUAGCAGCCUUAUCCGACGAAUUGCCAGGUAACACCCUUUCUACCCAGUUCUUCUUCAGAACCUGCCGCAAAGUAUCUGGCGUGGACCUCCAGGCCUUUCAGGACCAAUGGGUCUUUGCAAGCGGAUGCCCACGCUUCAAAGUCUCGACACAUUUCAUUCGCAAAAAGUUUCUCGUCGAAUUUCAUCUCACCCAAUUGCCUCUUCCGACGUCAACUAAACGGCCCGCUCCUUUCUUUGAGGGCAGCUUGACAGUGCGAAUACACGAAGCCGACGGUGCACCAUUCGAGCAUGUGGUUGAUGUUAAAACGGCUUCAAAAACAUCCAACCUGCCCUUUAAUACCAAAUACAAGCGCACACGGCGUUCUGGCAAUAUUGCCUCUCGAUUCUCUCGCCUGCGUAUGGCCGAAGCAGCUGAAGAAGAAGUCGAGGAGCUCAAUGAUAAGGGAGAUGUCUUCGCUUACCAACCCUGGGACGAUGAGGAGGAACGUGAACGCUGGCGAGUGGCCGAAUGGACCGACGAGCAGGCUGAGCAAAUGAUGGGUGAGGGAGGCGGGUACGAGUGGAUACGAAUCGACCCAGAUUUUGAAUGGUUAGCAGCUUUUGAAUUUGCCGAGAAGCCUUGGUACUGGAUCAGUCAGCUUCAAGGCGAUCGCGAUGUGGCAGCUCAGCUCGAGGCUAUUCAAAACAUGAGUGUUCAGCUUUUUCCCGUCAUGGCUAGCGAACUUGCGAGGACGGUCCUGGUUCCAAAUUACUUCUACCGCGUCCGUAUGGAAGCUGCCAACGCGUUGAUCAACUUUUGCAACGCCGAGACCGACUACCUAGGCACAUUCCUGCUGCCAAUGAUUUUUAAGCACUUCUUCUGCGAAGGAGAUAAGGUCAGGCCAAACGACUUCAGCGAUUUUGCAGAGUAUUUUCUGAAAAAGGCUAUCAUCGGCGCGCUCUCGGGUUUGCGUGAACCUGCGACCCGAACAUCGCCCAUUGAGGCACGUCAGCUUCUCCUCCACAUUCUCGCUUCGAAUGAUAAUACUGAGAACUCAUACUCUGAUGCGUAUUACCUCGCAACAUUGAUCACUGCCAUCGGCAAUGCUUUCAGCGCCACGCGUGACAGUAUCGAAAACCGUGACCUCCUCAAACAAGGAGUCGAGAGCAUCGAACGAAUCAUGACACUUGACCGUCUGGUACCCAGCUUUCACAAUGUCAUUACAGAGGCGGGUCUCAAGACGCGCGUCAAACUCGUUCUCUCUGGUCAUCUCUUCAAUGAUUCUCGGCCUUUCUUGGGGUACACUCGCGAGGGAAACUUUGAAGAGCUUCGCCUGACUGCAUUCGACUGUCUACUACUCUGUCGACCAGCAGGCAAGAGCACUACUCUCAUCAACUACUUCUUCGAUGUCAUUAUGAACGACCCCUCGCUCAACGUGCGACGGCAUGUUGCCAGAGCAGUCUCCGAAUCCAUCUCCCUCUCAUUGGCCUUAGGGGACGUCAAGGAUCUGCCGACUUCUGGCCUCAUCGAGACUAAUGUAGCUUCGGCUCAGCGCGAAAACGAGGGACACAACGGUCAGCUUGUCAAACUGGUACGAAAGGAUUUCGGCAAGAUCCCCGCUCUGCAUGAAGGUCUACAAGGAGCCUUACUUGCCUAUCUCGCAUCGAACGAUGAUGACAUUCGGCUAGCGCUGAUCAAGACCGCUGAACUGACCCUCAAAGCCGACGAGGAGCCGGCGCCGGGAACGACGAUCACGAUCUCUACGCCAGUUGUUGAGACACCUGCCACGACACCUCGUAUCCGACUGAGUCUCAGUGGCAGUCUCGGUGCUCCGAUUGAGAUCGAUGAUGGCUAUCCCUUUCCCAGCGUGCCAGGUCCGAUCAAGUUGGUCAUCGGUGCUCCGAAGAAAGUCAAGGCAGUCCACAAGUCUCAAAAGAAGGGCCUUCCCGACGCGGACCGAGCUGCCAUCGGUCUUGUCCUUCGGAAGCUGCUUAAAAAUGGAUCGAGCUACAUGUUCAGGCAGCCAGUAGAUCCGGUCAGAGAUAAUGCUCCAGACUAUCUCACCAUCAUCAAGUCUCCCAUGGAUCUCUCUACCGCGAAAGCCAAGCUUGACAAUGGCAUGUAUACUGGACGAACCGAAUUUGCCGCGGACAUGCGACAGAUUGUUCAGAACUGCUUGACGUACAACAGUCCUGGGACCCAGGUGUACAAGAUGGGUCAGCAGUUUGAGAGCUAUUUCAACAGCUGUAAGCGGGGUCGAUUCAUUUGUCUUGCUGAUGUCCAAGUGUGGAGCAAAACUGAAGCAGCGCUAAACAAUCCCAAAGCCGCCGAGAGGGCAAAGCCAGAGCCACCAGUCGGUGCGACUAUACCUACACCGUCACCGGUUGCUUCAGUUCCUCCCUCAUCUGCGCCGGUCAAGCUCAAGCUCAAGCCUCCAAAGACAGUCUCAAUUGACACCACACCAAGAGUUCCGCCUAUGGCACCUCCGCCUCUGCCGCCUUCUCGUAAACCCUCGGGAUCGAUCACUCCCUCUGCACCAGACAUUACUCGCAAAAGAAAGGAGUCGGUCAAGGCCGCCAGUGAUCUUGAUGACUUGCUCGGAGCAGAAAUUGAUGCGAUUGAGCGUGUUCCGCAACGAGAUCUCGUGGAGGAGCUCUUGGAGCCAGCGCCGAAAAAGAUCAAGAUAAAGCAGAGAGCCUUCUCGCCCGAAAAGCAGAGUCAGACGAUCAAAAUUAAGCAAGCUCCGGUUCCGGCAUCUGCACCUGCACCUGCACCUGCACCACCACCCCCUCCUCCAGUCGUUCAGCCUGCACUCGCACCUACACUGCCAGCCGCCAAAUAUACGCUUCCCAAACCACCGCCAGAUCUGCCACCAACCAAGGACAACCCUAUGGCGUUCAAGUCGAGACGGGCAAAGGUACUGGUUGGUCUCCUGCAAAAGUCUCCUCAAGCGGCUAUCUUCCUUCGUCCCGUCGAUCCCAUUGCCGAUGGCUGUCCAACGUAUCUGCAGGAGAUCAAGGAACCCAUGGACUUUGGUACCAUAUCGAAGAAGAUUGAUCAGAAAAAGUACCAUACGAUGGGCGAGCUCGCCUAUGAUAUUGAACUUGUGUUCAAGAAUUGUCGUACAUUCAAUGUUCCUGGUGACCCUAUCACUCUGCUGGCAGACGCUGUCGAAGCCAUCUACUGGCGAGAGUGGCCCAAAGCUGUCUCGCUCAAAAUGUCGUUUGCUGAGAAGCAAACCUUGUCCUCGACACUCGCCAAGGCACUCAAAGAGCCGAUCAGUCUGUAUUUUAGAGAAGCAGUCGAUCCUAUCGCACUUGGGAUUCCCCAUUACUUCACUGUCAUUCCGCCAGAGGAUGCCCGAGAUCUCGGGUUGAUCAAACGUCAGCUGGACAAAGGUCAAUAUGCUACCGUUCAGAAGGUAGAUGAAGAGAUCGAUCUCAUGUUGGAGAAUGCCUACUCGUUCAAUGGCGAGGGACCGGUGGUAGAUGCUGGCAGGGCAUUUAAAAAAUGGUGGGAACAGCAACGCCAAAAGAUUGAAUAAACGA
Molecule: messenger RNA, 4928 nt
Organism: Kockovaella imperatae
Lineage: Eukaryota; Fungi; Basidiomycota; Tremellomycetes; Tremellales; Cuniculitremaceae
Exons: 15
Coding region: 68-4924 (1618 amino acids)
Biological process (GO): transcription initiation at RNA polymerase II promoter
Cellular component (GO): transcription factor TFIID complex
Molecular function (GO): transcription cis-regulatory region binding; RNA polymerase II general transcription initiation factor activity; protein binding
Source: RefSeq, a predicted model, not a curated record